AUGCAUUACUUGAAAUCCACCCUCCCAUGUAUCCUAGCAGUGGCUACUCUUGCCUCGGCGGAGACAACAACAGGCACAUUAGCAAAUAGCGCGGUGAAUAGUGCAUGUAGCUCAGAAAACUACCAUACCAACUACCCCGAAAACCCAUCUCACCAAGACGCCGAAUUGAUCCGCCAACAAAACUGCGCUAAUGCUAAAACAAACACGCCGAUAUCAAUAGCUGCAUCUACUAUACGCUCUAGAAGAGCUGCCGCGACAGGCAGCACUGAUAUUGAUGACGGAAUUGAUAUCUCCGACUCCGAGGGUGAGAAUGAUUCCACGGAGGGGCAUCCGGUAUUGUCGUAUAGUGGACUGGAAGCCAAUUCAAUCCCACACCUGGAAGAGGGGACUGCUUCUGGUUUGAAGACAGGGGGUUGGUUGUGUUUCCUGGGACUUGCAUUGGGGGCUCUUUUUUAG
Molecule: messenger RNA, 456 nt
Organism: Penicillium hordei
Lineage: Eukaryota; Fungi; Ascomycota; Eurotiomycetes; Eurotiales; Aspergillaceae
Exons: 2
Coding region: 1-456 (151 amino acids)
Source: RefSeq, a predicted model, not a curated record